AUGGUGAUUCAGGCAGAUAUUCCACCAGAUCUUACCAAUGAAGACAAAGCUUUCAUGUUUCAGUAUCUUGAUGCUAACCUGAACAACCAAAUUCUUUAUGCACUAUUACAUGGCAUAUACACUGGAAUUCUUGCUGUUGCAUUGUGGAAUAUAUUCAUCAACAAAUGCUGGCCAAUCCGACGAGCCUUGGUUGUUGUUCUUGUUCUCCUUCAUGCUUUGACUACUAUCAAUUUUGCUGCCAAUUGGUCAUUUCUAUGCUCUGCAUUCAUUGAAAAUGGGCAAAGUUUUUGGACUGUAUACUCAAAGCUUUGUGCUGUGAACCAAGCAGCCUUUUUGGAGAUGGGUAUUGCAGCCUCUAUGAGUACCAUUCUUGCAGACUCAUACAUUAUUUGGUGCUGUUGGAUGGUCUGGGGACAGUGCUGGCUUAUUGUCCUGCUUCCAAUCCUUUCCCUGAUUUCUGCAACUGUGUCAAAAAUCAUUAUUAUAUAUCAUGACUACUUCAAUGCAUCUAAGCCAGUACUAUUCAUGAUGCUCUACACAUCCUUUGUCCUGGUAACAACAUUAUGGUGCACACUGCUCAUCAUUUUCCGCAUUUUGACUGUUACUGGGGUUAGACAUGGAGCAGGCAGCAGACUGAGAGUUUAUCACUGUUUUAUUGAAGUGCUAGUGGAAUCCUCUGCUCUCUAUUCAAUAAGUCUGAUUCUAUUCUUGGCUUUCUACAUUCGCCAUGAUUUUGGAUGGUAUUACCUUGAUCCCAUAGUUGGUAUUGCGAAGGGAGUUGCACCCACACUCCUUGUUGGCAGAGCAGCAGCAGGGCACACACAUCCAACUGAAGAACAUGAUGAAAGUGCAACAGUGUCGACUCUUCAUUUCCAGGCAUCUUUGCAACCUUCACAUCUUUCCGUGACAAGCAUUCAGCACUCCACCAUGCAGACGCAUACUUUGCUAUGGAAACUAGAUAUCACCUUGGACGAUUCAGUCUCGUCUGCAACAGACAUUUACUCCCCGCCAUACGCCAAGCACUACACCCAUCAUGCAUCAAGCUCGCAACCUUCCAAAUGCACCAUCGAACGCGAAGAUGUCGGUAUCAUUGCGAAUAAUCGCCUUUGCAGCCCAUCCGUGAUCGCGAAUCUUCCUCUUGAUGCCGUUCAGUUGAUUCUCCUCAAUGACCGGUUUCCAGAUCGCCUUACGACGUACGACUUUGCGGCGGUGGUUGGUGCCGGCAAUAUUUGGGACGAAGUGUAUGUGGUGCUGAGUGCUCAGGCCCAAAGAUGGUACGAUUCUGUAUACGACGAGGGACUGAGUGCCCAGCCUUGCAUAUUCACGUCUGUCACGCCUGUGAGUGUGUGCAGUCAUCAGUUAUCUGAAGAGAUCCAGGCAUGGAAUAAUGUCAAUCUUACACAACUCGCUGAAAAGAUCAAGUCGCCACUGGUGUUGAGAGUCGGACACGUUGGCUGCUACCUCGCUUUGAUGUUCAUUAUCCUCAAGUAG
Desarmillaria tabescens is the source of this 1491-nucleotide messenger RNA. RefSeq lists its product as uncharacterized. NCBI's taxonomy places the organism in Eukaryota, Fungi, Basidiomycota, Agaricomycetes, Agaricales, Physalacriaceae. The record is from RefSeq and is a predicted model, not a curated record. The transcript has 9 exons. The coding region runs from base 1 to 1491 and encodes 496 amino acids.